CUGUUUCCAUGGGUUUCUCUCUUUUCUUCCGGAUGGGAAGGAGUUAUGCAACGCAGAAUGUGUGUAUUCUGCAAAUUUUUUUCUUUUUGGUCAGCCUACAAGUUCUCGAAGCAUCAGCAAUGUAUUUCGAAGUUUUUUUUUAAAUAAUGAUAUCGCUAAAAUGUGAAAAAAAAAGCUGUUACCCACAACCUGUUUCAUUCUAUUCUGAUCUGCAUAAUAAUGAUCAGUCUGCCUCUAUUUUAAGUAACUUUUAAAAAUAAUGUUGUGUUGCGCAAGAUCGAAUGGUGGAUAGUCAAAACCUUUUUGACUAUUCGAAGUAGGGAAACAAGUGGCAAGGAAGCUACUCCUCAAAAGAAUUGGAUCAACAACAUUAAUCAGGACAUCUAGCAGCAGUAUAUAUAAAUCAAGAAUGGUUGAAGUCAAUACAGUGCAUACUAAAUUCAAGCUAUGCUACCAUUUUAACCUGUUAUAAUGUCUUUUCUAAUGGUAUAUUAAAGAACCAAUGACAAUAAUGGGGCAGUCAGGAAUAUCCUUAGAAGAUACUUUGCUACCUUCACUGGUACAGUGUUUUGGCAUAAUUUUCAUUGGUUAUAUUCUUGGCAAAGCAAAAAUAUUGAGACAGGUUGAAGCUCAGGGUAUAUCAAUUUUCGUUCAAUAUCUCUCAUUACCAGCUCUUAUAUUUGUGACAGUCUCAACCAUUCCUUUUACUCAAAUGAAGUGGGAAUUUAUAGCUUCUGUAUUUGUUUCAAAAACUUGCAUUUUUGUUUGUGUAGCUCUCAUUACAAUGCUACUGACGCAUCCAUGUGAUUUAGGAAAAGCUGGCAUAUUUGCUAUCUUUGCAACUCAAAGUAACGAUUUUGCUUUGGGUUUUCCUUUAUUUGCUGCUUUGUAUCAAAAUACACAUCCUGAAUACCCUAUGUAUUUAUACAUUAUAGCACCCAUACAAUUACUUAUUCUUAACACUAUUGGAUUCAUCUUUCUAGAAAGUGAAAAGCAUCACCGUGAUAUUUCACAGAGUGGAAAUCAUCUUUAUCAUGUUAUAAAAGGCACACUUCGAAAUCCUGUUGUACUGAUGACAGUAGUCGGCCUUAUUUGGAAUGUAACAUAUGGACAGAAAGUGUUACCUAUUUUUGAUAACAUAUUGAAAGCAUUCAGCUCUGCUUUUCCAGCUACUGCUUUGCUUUUACUUGGAUAUACAAUGACAAUAAGAAGCAAAAAGUCAGAUUCUCAGAUAUCUGUAGUAGUAACAAUACUAAUCUUUCUGAAAAAUUUGGUUCUGCCAUUAAUUAUGCAACAAUCUACGAGAUUCUUUCUACAGGACAGUUCAACAAAAGAAAUUGAAAGCCUUGGUAGCUUUGGUUUCUUAUAUGGCAUUUUACCAACUGCACCGUCAGUAUAUGUGUUUGCAACACAAUAUGAUAUGUGUAUAGAUGUUGCAACUAAAACAGUAGUAAGCAGCACAUUAUUUUCUGCUCCUCUUUUAUUUGCAACAGCAUCAGUUAUUUCACUUUCUCAGAUUGGAAUAGAACAUGUUACUUCUUAUUUGAGCUUGACAAUCAGUUACCUUAGUUCUGUAAAUGCAAUUUGUUGUUUAUGGUUACUUGUGAUAUUUUUGACAGGGAGGCGUUGGAGGAGCAUAAGUUUUGGAGUUACUUUUUAUUUGGUAUUUGCACAAUUUUUGAUUGCAUUAGGUGGAAUAUUGAUGUUUUUCACUCCAAUAAAGUACAGCACAUUAUUUUAUAUACAAUAUACAUUAACAUCUGGCAGUAUAUAUGCAACAAGAUUGUGUGUACUUUUAUUAGCAGUAUUACUGCUCAUUAUUCGAAUGAGAAGUUUGUGCUUCAUCUUGCAACUAAAAAAACAAAUUAAUAUAUUGUCUAUUAUAUUGUGUUUUAUACUACCCUAUUUUCUGGCUGUAGCUUUAGUGUUUGCUGAAGAUAAAGGGAAGUAUGAACCAAAUUAUCAAUUAGGGUAUGUUCAUAGUAUUACAUCUUUCACUCUCACACUUAUCUGCUUAGUUGGAACAAUUACAUGCAUCAUUCUGCAGCAAAUAUACUUACGAAGAAAUGCCUCUCAGCACUCAACCCAUACUUUGAUUCACAAUCGUGAAGCAGAGUCUCAUCAAGCCUGUUCAUCAGAAGCUACAACUAGCAAAACAAUUUGCUGUGGAGAUAUUGAAGAUAUAGGAAGAAAUGUAAAAGAAGAGUACUGUUCAGAUUAUCACUCUAUGGUCAAUGAUUCAUAUGACAAAGUUUGUGAUUCAAGGUAUCAUUGCAGUGCUGAAAGACGACAACAAUGUACUGUACAAGUUUCAAGAUAUAUCGAUGAUAACAAUGAGAUAGGAACUGGACUUAUUGAUGAUGAAUAUUUCUUGAAACACAUUACUUUACUGAUACUUUUUAGUGUUUCAAUGAUUUUGAGUGUGUUUGUCUGCCUUUGGAAAUUGAUAGAAACUGAAGACGGCAUUUACAUUGAACUUGAAUUUUUAGAUGUCAUAGUAAAUUAUACUUUGGGAAUAGUAUGCUUCAUUAUGUUUGGCUUAGACAGUAAUCUGCUGUAUUCAAUAUUGAGUAAAUUCAAUUUUUUCAGCAAUGAAGCUCCUUCAAAUACAUUAGAAAAAAUUGAAUCAAAAAUAAUAUGUGAAAGAUUUUUUUUGAAUUAUUAUGAAAAGUGCAAAAAAGAUUUAGAACAAACUAGAAUAAUCAAUAAUGCAGAAUAUCAAGGUGUCUUUGAAUAUACUGAAUUAGUCAAUUGGCUUUUGGAAGCAGAAGUUGCUGCUACAAAUAAAGAUGCUGAUUAUCAAAUUGAAUGCUUCAUAAAAUCUUUCAUUAUUGAAGAAUUAAAUGAAGGUUGUUACGGAAGGCGAUUCUUUAGGUUUACAAAUAGGGAUGUUGUAGCAGAUUAAUUCUGUUAAACCUAAAAUUUGUUUAAUUUCAAUUGUAAAUAAAGUGUAUUUUAUUUA
Messenger RNA from Argiope bruennichi, 2962 nucleotides. Its product is annotated as integral membrane protein GPR155-like. The transcript has 3 exons. The coding region runs from base 503 to 2905 and encodes 800 amino acids. Gene Ontology annotation, cellular component: membrane. Gene Ontology annotation, biological process: transmembrane transport. NCBI's taxonomy places the organism in Eukaryota, Metazoa, Arthropoda, Arachnida, Araneae, Araneidae. The record is from RefSeq and is a predicted model, not a curated record.